This is a messenger RNA of Piliocolobus tephrosceles (Ugandan red Colobus), 3286 nucleotides long. RefSeq names its product DNA polymerase kappa (gene POLK). Gene Ontology annotation, biological process: error-prone translesion synthesis. The record is from RefSeq and is a predicted model, not a curated record. NCBI's taxonomy places the organism in Eukaryota, Metazoa, Chordata, Mammalia, Primates, Cercopithecidae. Bases 652 to 3264 code for a protein of 870 amino acids. The transcript has 15 exons. Gene Ontology annotation, cellular component: nucleus. Gene Ontology annotation, molecular function: damaged DNA binding; DNA-directed DNA polymerase activity.
UUUAUGACGAACCCUCCGGGCUUGCGGGCCAGAACGUGAGAGAGCUUUCUGCUGAAGAUGACGGGCCUGCGUUCCAGGGCGGCUUGUCGAAAGGCCGGGAGCGCGUAGCCGCUUCCGCCUCAACCGCGGGAUGGGGUUUUGUGAGCUCCUAGCGCCAAGGGGGUUUUCUUUCCACCAGACCACCGCUGUAAAUCUCGAGGGUCUUACCCAUUAGAAGUUAGAAUUCACAUUUGACGUUUAAAGGAAGGAUUUCCUUAGUACCUUCUGACAAGCACGCACUUCGCAUUUUUAGAUUUCUAGAGUUUUCUUUGUGGAAAGUAAUUUUGAGGUUGUCAGAGAAUAAAUAACGUUAGAAAGGUUUUUAAAGUAAACCAAGAAUGUCAGAUGAUAGCCUGGAAUUUUCUCUUAGUUGUAAAUGAAUAUCUUACUGAGAACCACGUUAACCAUGCCUGCCCCUCAAAGAUAGGAAAGUUUGGAUAUAUAGAAACUUUCUCGUAUUAGAAAUACCGAAGUGCAAUGGUUUUGUGUAUACAGGGUAUUAGGCAAUAGGUGGCUAUUUUUAAGACUAUGGUUGAAUUAGCAGAAAGACCAAAAGAAGAUCUAACAGCUCUUGUCAGUUGUCAAGGAUAACUUUGAUGAUAAGUUUAUACCAUGGAUAGCACAAAGGAGAAGUGUGACAGUUACAAAGAUGAUCUUCUGCUUAGGAUGGGACUUAAUGAUAAUAAAGCAGGAAUGGAAGGAUUAGAUAAAGAGAAAAUUAACAAAAUUAUAAUGGAAGCCACAAAGGGGUCCAGAUUUUAUGGAAAUGAGCUCAAGAAAGAAAAGCAGGUCAACCAACGAAUUGAAAAUAUGAUGCAACAAAAAGCUCAAAUCACCAGCCAACAGCUAAGAAAAGCAAAAUUACAGGUUGACAGAUUUGCAAUGGAAUUAGAACAGAGCCGAAAUUUGAGCAAUACCAUAGUGCACAUUGACAUGGAUGCUUUCUAUGCAGCUGUAGAAAUGAGAGACAAUCCAGAAUUGAAGGAUAAACCCAUCGCUGUAGGAUCAAUGAGUAUGCUGUCUACUUCAAAUUACCAUGCAAGGAGGUUUGGUGUUCGUGCAGCCAUGCCAGGAUUUAUUGCUAAGAGACUCUGCCCACAACUUAUAAUAGUGCCCCCAAACUUUGACAAAUACCGAGCUGUGAGUAAAGAGGUUAAGGAAAUACUUGCUGAUUAUGAUCCCAAUUUUAUGGCCAUGAGUCUUGAUGAAGCCUACCUGAAUAUAACAAAGCACUUAGAAGAAAGACAAAAUUGGCCUGAGGAUAAAAGAAAGUAUUUCAUCAAAAUGGGAAACUCUGUAGAAAAUGAUAAUCCAGGAAAGGAAAUUAAUAAACUGAGUGAGCAUGAACGAUCCAUCUCUCCACUACUUUUUGAAGAGAGUCCUUCUGAUUUGCAGCCCCCAGGAGAUCCUUUCCAAGUGAACUUUGAAGAACAAAGCAGUCCUCAAAUACUCCAAAACUCAAUUGUUUUUGGAACAUCAGCGGAGGAAGUGGUAAAGGAAAUUCGUUUCAGAAUCGAGCAAAAAACAACAUUGACAGCCAGUGCAGGCAUUGCCCCAAAUACAAUGUUAGCAAAAGUAUGCAGUGAUAAGAAUAAACCAAAUGGACAAUACCAAAUUCUUCCCAAUAGACAAGCUGUGAUGGACUUCAUCAAGGAUUUACCCAUUAGAAAGGUUUCUGGAAUAGGAAAAGUUACAGAGAAAAUGUUGAAGGCCCUUGGAAUUAUUACAUGUACAGAACUUUACCAACAGAGGGCAUUGCUUUCUCUCCUUUUCUCUGAAACAUCUUGGCAUUAUUUCCUUCAUAUCUCCUUGGGUCUAGGUUCAACAUACCUGACAAGGGAUGGAGAGAGGAAGAGUAUGAGCGUUGAGAGGACAUUCAGUGAGAUAAAUAAAGCGGAAGAACAAUACAGCCUAUGUGAAGAACUUUGCAGUGAACUUGCUCGAGAUCUACAGAAAGAAGGACUUAAGGGUAGAACUGUUACCAUUAAGUUGAAGAAUGUGAAUUUUGAAGUAAAAACUCGUGCAUCUACAGUUUCAUCUGUUGUUUCUACUGCAGAAGAAAUAUUUGCCAUUGCUAAGGAAUUGCUAAAAACAGAAAUUGAUGCUGAUUUUCCACAUCCCUUGAGAUUAAGACUUAUGGGUGUUCGGAUAUCUAGUUUUCCCAAUGAAGAAGACAGGAAACACCAACAAAGGAGCAUUAUUGGCUUUUUACAGGCUGGAAACCAAGCCCUGUCAGCCACUGGGUGUAUACUAGAGAAAACGGACAAAGAUACGUUUGUAAAACCUCUAGAAAUGUCUCAUAAGAAGAGUUUCUUUGAUAAAAAACGAUCAGAAAGGAAAUGGUGUCGCCAAGAUACAUUUAAAUGUGAAACCGUGAAUAAACAAAGUUUCCAGACAUCACAACCAUUCGAAGUUUUAAAGAAGAAGAUGAGUGAGAAUUUGGAAAUAUCAGAGAAUUCAGAUACCUGUCAGAUAUUUACCUGUCCUGUUUGCUUUAGGGCACAAGGGUGCAUCAGUCUGGAAGCCUUUAAUAAACAUGUAGAUGCAUGUCUUGAUGGAUCUUCAAUCAGUGAAAACUCUGAAGUGUUCUCGUGUUCACAUGUUUCUGCUACCAGAGUCAACAAGAAAGAAAAUGUUCCUGCUUCUUCAUUUUGUGAGAAGCAAGAUUAUGAAGCCCAUCCAAAAAUUAAAGAAGUGUCUUCAGUAGAUUGUGUAGCUUUAGUAGAUACUAUAGAUAACUCAUCUAAAGCAGAAAGCAUAGAUGCUUUAAGUAAUAAGCAUAUCAAGGAGGAAUGUUCUAAUCUCCCAGACAAGUCUUUUAAUAUUGAGCACUGUCAUCAGAAUUCUUCUUGCACUGUUUCGUUGGAAAACGAAGAUGUUGGAUUAUUAAGCAGACAAGAAUCCUGCCAGCCUUACUUAUGUGAAGUGAUAACAGGCCAAGCUCUAGUUUGUCCUGUUUGUAAUGUAGAACAAAAGACUUCAGAUCUAACCUUGUUCAAUGUGCAUGUGGAUGUUUGCUUAAAUAAAAAUUUUAUUCAAGAAUUAAGAAAGGACAAAGUUAACCCAGUUAAUCAACCCAAAGAAAGCUCCAGAAGUACUGGUAGCUCAAGUGGAGUACAGAAGGCUGUAACAAAAACAAAAAGGCCAGGAUUGAUGACAAAGUACUCAUCAAAGAAAAUAAAACCAAACAAUCCCAAACAUACCCUUGAUAUGUUUUUUAAGUAAACAUUGAACAUUUUAUCAUUAA